GCAUGGCGCUGCAGAGCGUGGCCGCCCAGCCUCUGCAGCUGCACCCCUCCCCACAGAUCCAGCAGCCUCUGACCAUCCACGCGCAGGGCAUCUCUCCUCAACAGUUCCUGACCACCACCAGCGCCACUUCUGUAGCCCAGCAAAUCCAGCAGCUGCCGGUUCUGCUCCAGCCUCAUUUCAUCAAGGCGGACUCUCUGGUCUUUACAACAGUGAAGACGGACGGAACGGUGAUGUCGGGCGUCAAAACGGUACCGACCACCACAACAAUCCAGACCACGCCUCUGCAGAUGCCGACCUUGAUGAGUGGAGGAACCAUAUUAACCACGCUGAUGGUGGACGCCGACAAGCUGCCCAUCAGCCGUAUAACUCCCAACGGAAAGAUGGCUAUGUUGAACUGCAAGGGUGAAAAACGAACCGCGCACAACGCCAUCGAGAAGCGCUAUCGAUCCUCCAUCAAUGACAAGAUCAUUGAGCUGAAGGACCUUGUGGUGGGAACAGAGGCCAAGCUGAACAAGUCGGGCAUUUUGAAGAAAGCCAUCGACUAUAUUCGUUAUCUGCAGCAGAAUAACAUCAAACUUAAGCAAGAGAACAUCCUGCUCAAAAUGGCUGCCCAGAAAAACAGUACUUUGAAAGACAUUGUGGCGGGCACCGGGGUUAAUAUGGAAGCCAUGAAAGCAGAGAUGAUGGAUGUCCUCACGCCACCCCCUUCGGACGUGGGAUCUCCUUCGCACACUGGCAGUCCGCUAUCCCAGUGUUCCAGUGACUCCGAGCCAGACAGCCCCUUCACUGAUGAAGCCAAGGUGCAAGUCAAGCAGGAACUACCGUCUCCCCCCAAUUCGGGGAUGUUGGACCGCUCUCGCAUGGCGCUCUGCGUUUUCGUCUUUCUUUGUCUCUCCUUCAAUCCCCUGUCCUUCUUGAUGGGUGGUUCCAGGAGCCAAGAGGCCUCUGUCAGCUCUGCGUUUCAUGGAAGUGGGAGAAGCAUGCUGGAAAUGCCUUCCUCUGAGAGCUCUUCAUGGUUCAGCUGGUUUACUCCAUCCGCUCUCCUCUGGCCUGUAAACCUGAUCAUUGUGCUUUGCGUCUCCAUCCGCCUCUUCAUUUACGGCGAGCCGGUCACGCGGUUACACUCGGAGUCCUCAGUCCAGUUCUGGUGCCACCGCAAGCAAGCCGAUGUCGACCUGUCUCGGGGGGACUUUGCCCAGGCCUCGCUUCACCUCUGGAAAGCCCUGAAAGCUCUGGGACGACCUCUCCCCACGUCUAACUUCGACCUUUGCUGCAGCCUGAUGUGGAGCGUCAUACGCUACGUCCUGCAACGGCUCUGGGUGGGGCGCUGGUUGGCGGGGAGAGCCGGGGGGUUCCGCAGGGACCAUCAGCUGAAGGACGAUGUGAGGAAGAGCUGCAGAGAGGCCGCCCUGGUGUACCACCGCCUGCACCAGCUGCACAUGACCGGGAAGCAUGCGGGUGGCCAUCUGUCGGCCAUCAACAUGGCGCUGAGUGCCGUCAACCUGGCAGACUGCGCUGGCAACACCAUCUCAGUAGCCACGCUUGCAGAGAUCUACGUGGGAGCAGCAUUGCGUGUCAAAGCCAGUCUGCACCGGCGCUUCCAUUUCCUGGCGCGCUUCUUCCUAUGCAGCGCCCGCCAGGUUUGCCUGGCACAGAGUGUCACCAUACCUCCUGCCAUGCAGUGGUUGUGCCAUCCUCUGGGCCAUCGCUUCUUCGUAGAUGGGGACUGGAGUGUGAGGAGCUCCCCCCGGGAUACCGUCUACAGUACAGCUGGCAGCACAGUGGACCCUCUGGCUCAGGUGACUCAGGCGUUCCGUGAACACCUCUUGGAAAAGGCUCUGUAUUGCGUGGCACAGCCGGAACAGGGAAAACCCAUGACGGACGGCGAGGGGGAGUUCUCUGACGCUCUGGAGUAUUUGCAGCUGCUGAACGGGUGCUCCGAUAACGCCGCUGUGCCCAACCACACCUUUUCCAUCAGCUCCAGUAUGACCGCCGUCACAGGAACCGACCCCGUGGCCAAGUGGUGGGCAUCUAUCAUCAUCGUGGCUAUCAACUGGCUUCAAGGAGAUGAUGAAGCGGCUCAGCGGCUCUAUCCAGUGGUAGAAUACAUGCCGAAAUCUCUUCAUGCCACAGAGAACCCUCUGCCUAAAGCCGCCCUGUACGCCUUCAAAGCAGUACGGAUGCUCCUGGGGAAACAGGACAGCACUCAGGUCAGCCUGAGUCAAUGCGACAAGGCCAGCGGAUACUUGCGAGACAGCCUGACCUCCGGUCCUUCUAGUAACAUCAGCGUGGACAAGGCAGUGCAGCUCCUAAUGUGUGACCUUCUCCUGGUGACCAGAACGAACAUCUGGCAGCAGCAACAGCAGAACCCGACGGGGCAGCAGCAGAGCCUCGUCCACCAGGCGUCCCCCCAGGAGCUCCGAGGCUUCCAACUGGAUCUGAGCAGCCUGCGUCGACUUGCACAAUCCUUCCGACCCGCCAUGCGCAGGGUCUUCCUACAUGAAGCCACGGCUCGUCUCAUGGCGGGGGCCAGCCCAACCCGAACACAUCAGUUGCUGGACCGGAGCCUGCGCAGGAGGGUACCUCCGUCUAGUAAUGAAGCAGGCACCCGAGAAGCCUCGCCGACCACGCGGGAGCAUGCCGAAGCCCUCCUCCUGGCGUGCCGCUACCUGCCUCCGUCGUUCCUGUCCGCCCCAGGGCAAAGGGUGGGCAUGCUGGCCGAAGCUGCCCGGACUCUAGAGAAGCUCGGCGACAAACGCACCCUGCAGGACUGUCAGCAGUUCAUCCUGACGCUGGGCAGCAGCACGGCUGUGACCUCCAGCUAGGAAGACGUCACCUCCCGCACAACCGGCAUAGAU
Messenger RNA from Nanorana parkeri, 2858 nucleotides. Its product is annotated as sterol regulatory element-binding protein 1-like. Gene Ontology annotation, biological process: regulation of transcription by RNA polymerase II. Gene Ontology annotation, molecular function: RNA polymerase II cis-regulatory region sequence-specific DNA binding; DNA-binding transcription factor activity, RNA polymerase II-specific; protein dimerization activity. The transcript has 18 exons. The record is from RefSeq and is a predicted model, not a curated record. NCBI's taxonomy places the organism in Eukaryota, Metazoa, Chordata, Amphibia, Anura, Dicroglossidae. Gene Ontology annotation, cellular component: nucleus. Bases 3 to 2825 code for a protein of 940 amino acids.